This is a messenger RNA of Glossina fuscipes, 5160 nucleotides long. Its product is annotated as MPN domain-containing protein CG4751. Lineage: Eukaryota; Metazoa; Arthropoda; Insecta; Diptera; Glossinidae. The record is from RefSeq and is a predicted model, not a curated record. Gene Ontology annotation, biological process: double-strand break repair. Bases 126 to 4373 code for a protein of 1415 amino acids. Gene Ontology annotation, cellular component: BRCA1-A complex; BRISC complex. The transcript has 6 exons. Gene Ontology annotation, molecular function: metallopeptidase activity; polyubiquitin modification-dependent protein binding.
AAGUAAACGAAUUUUAUUUUGUUGAAGGCAUAUACACAUUUCGUACGUGAAUUAUUUGACUUUUGCUGGAAAAUUUAUUAGAAAAUCAAUUGGAAAACUUUCGGAAAGCCUUAACAUAGAGUGCAAUGCAAGAAGGUGAUAUUGAAAAUCUCAUUGAACCCGAAGGAAUUGUGCGCGAGCCAACCGCCGCGCCAACAGAAGAAACAGACGCUGUAAUGUCAACGACAUUACUAACAGAUGAGACAACUAAUACCGCAGCAGUAAUGCAAGCGAUAAAUCCAACUGAAGCUUCCUUAUCAGGACCUGUGGUUAAUAUAGAUGAAACGGCUGGCAGCACAGGAGCCGAUAAAGAUGCUGACAGCGAUGUACAGGAUGAUGAAGGCGACGAUGAGCAGACUAAAGAAAAUUAUGAAGGUUUUAACGGUACCGGGCGCACCGUUACGUUACAGAUGCUAAUGGGUGCUAACGUUUUGCAGCCCGGAAAAUCACUUAUGACUAUUGAAUACUUGGGACAAAAAUUUGUGGGAGAUUUAUUACCGGAUGGUAAAAUUAAAUCGCAAGAGACUGAAACCAUAUUUCUAACACCCAGUGCAUGGGCUAUGCACUGCAAACGUAUUAUUAAUCCAGAGAAGAAAAGUGGCUGCGGUUGGGCUUCGGUAAAGUAUAAAGGGAAAAAAUUGGAUGCCUAUAAAAACAGUUGGUUACGCAAAUGCGCUUUACAAAAAGAUUUAGCCCUCGAAGAUAUAGACAUUGAUACUGACAAAAAAUCCGACUCGCCGUUGCCUCUGAUUAAACGUAUAGUGUUUCCGCACAAUACCAUAACAAAUCGUAAUGUGAUGCAUGAUGCUAACAUGUUAAUUGAAGCGGUAUCUUUUACAACUGUAGGCAAAUUGCAGCCGUUUCUUUUAACGAUGAGUUCUUCAGCUUUGCUUUUAGCUGAUUUUCAUUGCCAUUUAACCAUGCAUGAGGUUUGUGGAUAUCUGGGAGGGACUUGGGACGUUAAUACUCACACAUUGGCUAUAACGAAAGCAUAUCCCUGCCGUAAUUCACGUUUUGAUCGAUCGAAGGCGGGUGAUAUUGAACGCGAUAUACAAAAAACCAUGAUAAAGGACCAACUUCUACUGGUAGGGUGGUAUCAUUCUCACCCGAAAUUUCAAGCCGAACCCACACUAAGGGAUUGUGAUGCCCAAUUAGAUUAUCAGAUACGUAUGAGAGGACCUUCUGACGCCACAUAUACACCUUGUGUGGCUUUAAUUAUCUCUCCUUAUUAUGAUGAAAAUCCUACCUUGGAAUCGGUGGUGAAAUCUAUUUGGGUUGUGCCACCCAAUGAAAAUAAGCAAGCUCUAGAAUAUGGUCGUCCCAUGCUUAUGCAGUAUUCUGUUUUACCAGACAGAGAAAUACCUGAAGAAGUUCGCACUGAAAUCCAGUCAUGUGUCGAUUAUUAUUCGCAAUAUCGAAAUGAAAUUGUGCGGUUUUCUAGCAUUUUUAGUGACGAUGUUACCUAUAUUGAGAAACUCAAAAAUACAUUAUAUCCGAAGUUUCCCAUGAAACAAAAUGACAAGGCACUGUGGAAUUGGAUUUGUGCUGUUUUGGGUUGCGAACAAGAGGAUGAUUUUAUACCUCCGAAAACGAUAAAAAUAAUUGACUCAAAAGACGAUAUUCCAAAACCACUGAUUGAAACAAAAAUAGAAAUUAAAUCAGACGAUGAGGUUAAGCUCGACGAGCUCAAUUCUAAGCAAUUAACUUCAAAUGAAGAGCAGAUGCGUUGUUUGGAAGAACAUGAAAAAAGUGAGCAACAAAAGGCGAGCGAGUUAAAGGUUUUAUCUUUGCAAGAGCAAUUGUGUUUACCAUCGGGGUUAAAUAUGAAUCCUGUGCACGUGUUGUCACCUUUAAUACCAAAUCCAAAUCCAACGGUACCUACAACAUCAGUACCCGUUGCUGUGCCAGGUGUAUCCCCCAACGUUGUUGCCGCGGUAACAGGUGCGUCUACUAUAAAUCCUGUUGCCCUACUGCCUCCGCUCCCGCCCACAGUACCACCGAUCGUUCCCAGUUCUACAAAUUUGCCUUCUGCGUCCCCACGUGAUAGUCCUAUUACUAUUCCUUCGAAUUCGGCCUCACCAGCUAAAUUUGAGCUACCAGUAAGAGCUUCCCCGUCGCCGGCCAAGUCGGACACAUCGUCACAUAAUUCAAGGACCCGAAAUUCUCCUGCUCCUAGCCCUGGUAAAUUCAGUAUAAGCGAUAUAGCACGCAAUAGCCCGAGCAUAACGCCGACUAGCAAGUAUGAGCCAGUCUCUGGAUCGUUAAUGGGAUCAUCCGUUUCUGCUGCCUCUGCCGCUCAUGGUUUGCCUACCGCUAACGAUUUGAUGGCUGCAAGUUUGGCACAGUUGGCUGGUCAGUUGCCACCAAACUUUCUACAAACCGAUUUGGCUGCCUUAUUUCAGCAGCGUAAAGAUUAUGGCAGCACUUCUCUUAAUCAAUUAGCUGCCGCCGCCGCUAAGGUGGGCGGAGGAAGCGGUGCAGGUACCGGUAACAGUCAAAAACAAUCGCAGAAUACUGUAUCAUCUACUGCAUCAAGCAGCUUGGCAGGUAUAUCAGUUCCGUCUGGAACACCCGAUUUUACAGAUCCUAACGUGGCUGCCGCUGUGGCAGCCUAUUCACAAAGCUUUAGUAUGCCGCGCCUUCAAGAUAUGAUGCCUCAACCGCAACCUUCCAGUUCGUCGCAGAGCAAAUCCAAAUCAGACCGAUCCUCAAAAUCUAGUUCAUCCUCUUCGUCAUCUUCAUCAUCGAGCUCUUCGUCCAAUUCUUACAAAACCAAGCUCAUGAAAGAACUAGACGAACUCAAGAAUGACCCUUUGAAAAUGAGCGAACUUAUCCGCUCUCCGGAGUAUGCGGCACUUUUAUUGCAACAAGCUGAAGCUUUGGGAGCUACUACAUUAGGUAGUUUAGGUUUUGGCACUGAUUUUAGUUAUCUAACGGGAGCGAGUGCUCUGGGUCCUUCGCCCAGUCCCAGUAGCAAGUCAAAAAGCACUUCGUCAGCAGCUGCUGCUGCUGCUAAUGCAGCAGCGGCCUCGGCAGCAGCUCUUACGGCCGAUUACAAUAACCUAAUUCAAGCCUCUAAACUGCUGGGUUAUGAUUCGUAUUUGCAACAGGCAAAGAACAACGAUUUGAACGCGUUCCUCCAGCAGCAAAUGGCAGCGGCUGCGGCGGCUGCCGCUUCUGUGGGUGCACCUCCAACUCCCUCUCCUAGUAGCUCCAAAAAGCAACAACAACAGCAACAACAACAGUCACAACAAUCUGGUUCACAUCCAGAUUACACUGCUCUUUUGCAAACUUAUUCCAAGUUGUUUGACCCCACAAAUCAGUUUGGAUCAUUAACUCAAAGCAAGUCGUCAGCAGGUCAUCCCGAUUUAUCUGCCCUCCUGGCAGCCGGUGUGGGAGCGGUAAGUGGCAUGGGGCCCGGUAAUAGUUCUAUGAGCAGCUCUAAUGCGAAGCAAAAGCACAAGGAGGCACAACAGCAGCUGAGUCAGCAGACAGAUAUGCUCAAUCAGUUAUUGCAAUCAGAGAAACAACAAUCCGACUUAAAUGCUUUGCUUUAUCAUCAAAAUAAAGCGGCGGCCGACUUAAAUGCUCUUUUUGCGACACCAUCAGGGGCGCCUCCUUCAUCAGCUACGUCUUCUUCCAGCAAAUCCGGCGGUGGUUCCGGUCCUAAUUCAACUGGUGCUCCUUCUCCUCUAACCGAUUCAGCAGCCGCUUACUACAAUGCCUUGGCUCAAGAGAAAAUUCAAGACUACGCUGCUUUUUUCCAACAGCAGCAACAACAAGCUGGUAAAUAUGGUAUACCAGAUCCCUUAUCCAAGUCAACAUUGGCAGCUAACAAUCUUUUCAUGUCACCAUCGGCAUUACUCAAAAUCCAACAAGAAUCUUUAUCAGCCAUGAUGAUGAAACCGCCUAAGUCGACAUCAUCAUCACGUAAUCGAGAAUCAUCAGCAUCGCCUGCUUUAGAACGUCUUACCCCAACUAAAAGUGGCAGUGGAGGUUCUUCAACACCGGGUGGCGGUAAAUAUAAUUUUAGUGCUGUUGAUUUGGCUAUUUCCAGUGUGCCAUCUAAUACCCCAUCACCGGCUCCUUCUGAUGGUAGUAACAGCUCUUCCCAUCGUCGACCUUCCAAUACUCCCCCAGUUGAUUUAAGUCGCUUAUAUGGAGAAUUAGCUCCGCCUGGUUCAUUAGCGGCCUUAAGUGGAAUUGGAGCUAGCUUAGGUGGCGUUGGUACUAAAAAACGUAUGGAGUUCUCAUCAAUUGCUGAUUUAGCCGCUCCACCACCGGCAAAGAUGUCCAAACUGGGCGAUGAUGUCUUGAAUUUAUCGAAUGAAUAAAGUUAUUCUGAGUAUUUUUUACGCUAGGAACAAGGGAAGAGAGAAAAAAAUUUCUAUUAAUAGUUACAUUACAUUUUUGUCUCCCUUUACUUCCCCACUAAUUUUGAAUAGAAAAGAACGAACGUUAUGCUCCUGACACACUUCAAGAACUUUUAUAUAGGGAUCUGCUAGACAUUCGUGAAAAGUUUCAAACCGAUGCUUGAAAUUGUGCAGCGUAAUCCAUCUUCUGGAGCAAUUGUUUAUCACCAAUACUUUUCUGUAAAACACGUGCCAUGAACUCCCUCUUCGAGCAGGCGUUGUAUAAGUAACGUCAUUUUCAAUCAUCUCUUAACUAUCAAUACAACAAGCAUUUUAAUAAGUGAAACUUUCUAUGAAAAUGUGCGCUCUGUAUAAAAUGCAUUUCAAAAAAUCGCCUGUUAUUUGGUAGAAACACAUUUGUUGACCCUUUACCCAUAAAUGCAGCCUUUAAUAAGAAAACUGUUAAUCGUUCGUACCAUAUGCAAUAUUUAGCCAUAGAGAUCCAAGGUUCGACUCAUUUCUCAAAAGUUUCGCAAAUUCAUCCCUAUACGUCUAACUAGAAAAUGCGUAUUCUUUAAUGGUCUAACGUGAAGUGUUUUUGGAUAAUCACGAGCAAAAAUGAUGCGAAGGCUUUGCUGUUUACAUACUAAUUAUGUAUUGACUUGUAUACGUGGACCGAUCGCGAUCAAGUAUUAAUAUAUAGUUUUUCACUCUUUAUACCCACCACUGUAAGGUGGAGAUAUAUGCAUUUUGUAUUUUUCCAUAAGUA